Messenger RNA from Zygotorulaspora mrakii, 969 nucleotides. RefSeq lists its product as uncharacterized. The record is from RefSeq and is a predicted model, not a curated record. The transcript has a single exon. NCBI's taxonomy places the organism in Eukaryota, Fungi, Ascomycota, Saccharomycetes, Saccharomycetales, Saccharomycetaceae. Gene Ontology annotation, biological process: mitochondrial respiratory chain complex IV assembly. The coding region runs from base 1 to 969 and encodes 322 amino acids.
AUGCUUAGAAUAGCUGGUGCAAGGUCCAUUAGAGGGGGCUUUUCACGAAGUGUAUAUAGCUGCCUGAAUGCCAUUAAGACGGAAUCACAUUUAGAAAUAAGAAGUGCAAGUUGGAAUAGGAUUAGACUGUUGUCCAAUGGUGCACGUUUAUGCGAUGAGAAAGGCUCCAUAAAUACAGGAAAGGAACUCUCUGAUGUUGUGGAAAAAAAGAAAAAAAAACCACUAAGUAGAAUACCCAUAGGUGGCAGUGUUGAUGCGAGCUCACAAAAGUUGACUGGCAACUCUAUAGAAUUCGCAACUUGGAAAGCUGCAGUCCUGAUCAUUGCUGUAGGCGGGGGAUUAUAUUAUUUCUUCUCGCGGGAGAAAAAAAGGUUAGAGACGAUGAGAGAAGCGGAAGCUAAUAGAGGCUACGGCAGGCCUGUAGUUGGCGGACCGUUCAAAUUGAUUGAUUUCAAUGGUAAUGAGUUUACUGAGAAGAAUUUACUUGGCAAGUUUUCAAUACUAUACUUUGGUUUCACACAUUGUCCAGAUAUUUGCCCUGACGAAUUGGACAAGUUAGGAAUAUGGCUGGAAGACCUGAAACAGAAACAUGGUAUCAGUUUGCAACCAGUUUUCAUUACGUGUGAUCCAGCAAGGGAUUCUCCAGCGGUUUUGAAAAAGUAUUUAGAAGACUUUCAUCCAGAUAUCAUCGGCUUAACAGGUACUUAUGAUGAGGUGAAAAGUGCAUGUAAGCAAUACAGGGUUUACUUUUCUACUCCGCCAUCAGUGAAGCCUGGACAAGAUUAUUUGGUUGACCAUUCAAUUUUCUUUUAUUUGAUGGACCCAGAAGGAAAUUUUGUUGAAGCUCUUGGAAGAAAUUAUGAUGAAAAAACAGGUGUUGAUAAAAUAUUAGAUUAUUGUAAGAGCUAUACUCCAAAAGAAGAACGUGAAAAAAUGAAUGAAAAAUGGUAUUCCUUUUUGUUGAAAUGA